UUGAUGGAAGAAAGACGGGACAACUUCUUGUCAGCAAACAACACUUACAGUUUACAAUUCUUGGAACGCAAAAGACCCGUGUGAAAAUCCCCGAGGAAGGAUACAACGUCGUACAGAACUUAAUUAAGUUUAUAUCGCCGCCGCCACGCUUUUUAUGUCUAAAGUGCAUGGUUCUAGUGGGGUAUAAGUGGUUCACUACAAAAUGGAAAGUGUUUGAAAUGACAGUCGGUACAGUGAGGAUAAAGCAUAAUAACAUUGUCUUAAUUUACGUUCCAACAAGAUGAUUUACUUGCACAGCGGACUUGCACAAACUUUCUCUCCAAUUUACUUUUUGGUUGCAGCGGGGAUCUUGGCGAUGUUUGACAACAGUAAAACAUUUGGAUUUGAACAAGAGACGGAGAGCUUUCUACAGGGGCUUCCGCAGUACGAGGUCGUUCACCCCUACCGAGUGGACGCCAAAGGUCACUUCCUGUCCAACUUUGUGUCCCACCGCGUCAGCCGAGUACAGCGACGGGAAACCCAGGGGGAACCAGGAAACCCUACACGGGUGUUCUACCAGUUGCAGCACGGUGGCCACAAUCUGCACUUCAACCUCACCCUCAACCCACACCUGCUGGCUCCUGGCUUCCUGACUGAGAGGAGGUACGGUGGCCUGGAGGGGGCCAAAAUACACAGCCAAGGCCCCUCGCUGUGCCACUUUAUCGGGGACGUGUGGGACCUGGCGACUAUGAAGGGGAGGGCGGCUAUAAGCACUUGUGACGGCCUGACAGGGCUGUUCAAGCUGUCCCAGGAGGAGUUCUUUAUCCGGCCAUUGGAGCGGUCUAGUGAUGAGUCGACGGCACCACAAGUCCACAUUAUCUACAAGCGCCACACCUCCCCCACCCAAAGCCAGUUGGUACAGCCCAUCUCUGGAGACCAUACCACCAACGGUACCUGUGGGGUCAAAGAUCCCGCUGCGGCGUUGGAGCGUGUGGAGAGGCAACGGGAGCGCUGGGAGAGACGCCAGCGGAGGAAGAGGAGGAUACGCCAGCGUUCCAUCAGCAGGGAGAAGUGGGUGGAAACGCUGGUGGUGGCCGAUUCCAAGAUGGUGGAGUACCACGGCACCAAGGGCGUGGAGAGCUACGUACUGGCUGUCAUGAACAUCGUGUCAGGGUUGUUUCUCGAUGCCAGCAUUGGAAACCCCAUCAACAUCGUAGUGGUUCGUCUGAUCCUGCUGGAGAAGGAAGAGGAAGACCUGAAGAUCACCCACCACGCUGACAACAGCCUGAGCAGCUUCUGUAAGUGGCAGAAACGGCUCAACGUGAAGGGAGAAGAAGACGCGGUCCAUCACGACGUGGCCGUCCUUCUCACCAGAAAGGACAUCUGUACGGCCAUCAAUAAGCCAUGUGAGACCCUGGGCCUGUCUCAUGUGGCAGGCAUGUGUCAGCCCCACCGCAGCUGCAGCAUCAGUGAGGACACGGGCCUGCCGCUGGCCUUCACCAUCGCCCACGAGCUCGGGCACAACUUUGGGAUUCAGCAUGAUGGGAACGGCAAUGACUGUGAGCCGAUUGGGAAAAGACCUUUCAUCAUGUCUCCACAGCUCCUGUAUGGCACCUCCACCCCCAGCUGGUCGCGCUGCAGCCGCCAGUAUAUCACCCGCUUCCUCGAUCGAGGCUGGGGCUGGUGCCUGGAUGACCCCCCCGUGCGGGACGUGCUGGAUCUGAACUCUGUUCCCCCCGGGGUCCUGUACAGUGCUGCCCACCAGUGCCGCCUACAGUACGGCUCUGGAUCCCUGCUCUGUGACGACGUGGACAACGUCUGCAGUACGUUGUGGUGCACUGUGGGGACAACUUGUCACUCAAAGCUGGAUGGUGCGGUCGACGGGACCAGGUGUGGUGAGGACAAGUGGUGCUUUGACGGGGAGUGUGUGGCGGUGGGACACCAGCCUGAGAGCAUCAAAGGAGGCUGGGCUCCAUGGAGCGAGUGGUCUGCCUGUUCCAGAACCUGUGGGGCCGGAGUUCAGAACGCCCAGAGGGACUGCGUCAACCCAGUUCCCAAGUACGGAGGGAAGUACUGCGUGGGGGAGCGAAGGCGCUACAAGAUCUGUAACAGCACCCCUUGCCCCCCCAACCAGCCCUCCUUCAGACUCAUCCAGUGCAGUCACUUUAACACCAUGCUUUACAAGGGCAAUUUCUACAAAUGGGUGCAGGUCAACAACAGAGUGAACCCCUGCGAGCUGCACUGCCGCCCUCUGAACGAGUACUUCUCAGAGAAGAUGCUGGACGCCGUCAUUGACGGGACCCAGUGCUACGAGGGCAGCUUGAGCCGAGACAUGUGUGUUAACGGCAUCUGCAAGAAUGUGGGGUGUGACUAUGAGAUUGACUCCAACGCGGUGGAGGAUCGCUGUGGGGUUUGCCAUGGCAACGGGUCUACUUGUGAGACUGUGAAGAAGACCUUUGAGGAGAGCGAAGGGCUUGGGUAUGUGGACAUUGGGCUGAUUCCAGAGGGGGCUCGGGACAUUCGUAUCGAGGAGGUGGCUGAGGCUGGGAAUUUCUUGGCUCUCCGGAGUGACGACCCCGGAAAGUACUUCCUGAACGGCGGUUGGACUAUCCAAUGGAAUGGGGAAUACAAAGCAGCGGGGACAGUGUUCACCUAUGAGAGGACAGGCCAACUGGAGAACUUGACCUCCCCUGGACCAACCCUAGAGCCAGUGUGGAUACAGUUACUCUUCCAGGAGACCAACCCAGGGGUGCGCUAUGAGUACACCAUCCAUAGAGAGACUCCUCUGGACUCAGACAAUGACAUCCCUAUCCCCGGUUUCUUCUGGAAGUAUGGCUCAUGGACUGAGUGCAGUGCCACCUGCGGGACAGGUGUUCAGCGACAGAUUGUUCACUGUGUGGAGAGGACCUCUGGGAUAGUAGAAGAGGGCUACUGUGACUCAACGACCCGUCCUGACGAUAAACGAGCCAGCUGCAAUGAGGAGCUUUGCCCGGCCAUAUGGUGGGUGGGCGAGUGGCAGAAGUGCUCGGCCACGUGCGGUGAGAAGGGCUUGGCCAAGAGGACGGUGCUGUGCAUCCAGGCCGUGGGUCUGGAGGAGAACAGAGCCCUGCAGCCCUCUGAAUGUCACCACAUGCCCAGGCCUGAGUCAGCGGCGCCUUGUAACGCUCAUGUCCCCUGCCCCGCGGACUGGUCCACAGGCAACUGGUCAGAGUGCUCGCUGACGUGUGGCGGUGGUGUGCGGAGCCGAAAGGUUGUCUGUUCCAGAAACACAGGGGUGGACUGUGACCCCCGAAAGAAUCCCAGUUCCCUUACUCCAUGCUACCUCCAGGACUGUCCUCAGAUCAUCGACGUCUUCGGUGGCAGCAACGACUGGUCUGGCAGUGGCUCGUCAAGCAAGGAAAUCAAUGAAAUCAACUCCAUCCCUGACUCCAACCACCUGCCCAAACACAGUACGACUAGAGCUCAGCCAAGGGCCCCUAACAAUCUGAAUAACAUCAUCCCCCACCCGAAUCACAUUGACAAGACUACUGACAACUCAGCCAAAAACAAUGUACCGGUGGACGAUUUUUACUACGACUACAACUUCAUCAAAUUCCACGAGGACAUUUCCUAUGACUUUGGCUUGGGGAACAACGGUAAAGACUUGGUGGAUGAUCUUGGACUAGAUCCACAACAGGAGCCUAAACCAAGCUCUAGUGCAGAAGAACAUGUUUACAGAGAAACUACAACAGAUCCUCCCACAGCUACCUCACCCAUUUCUACCACUUUUAAGACGACUCCUUUCAUUAGAGAAGUUGAGGAACCACAAGACCCUAACCUGGACAAUGCAGAGGUUGAUGGAAGACCACAGAUGGAGAAACCCAAUGAAGUAGAACGAGAGGAGGAGGAUGUACUCCUUUCAGAGGACUAUUUUCUACCUGUUUCCACCACACCCUCAGCACCAGUUUUAGGGACCAGGUUUUCACAAAGCUGGAAAGGAACAAACGGUAAUUUUGGUUGGCCUCAUUACCUCAGCUCAGCAGCCAGCCUGGUGUCCACUAGCAUGGGGACCACUGAGAACACACAUGGGCCCCAGAGUGAAGAAAAUGAUGAUGAAAACACUGACAUUUAUGUCCAUUUUGAUGUGGAAGACGGCAAUGUUGGUACAACCAUCGAAUGUACCACCACUGCCCCUGUCAGCCAUGACUAUGAAGAUGGCACCGUACCCACAACAAUGGUAGAAGAGGUGAAAGAAGUGGGUGUUUUGGACUACAAUUCCCACCAGGAGACUGUAAUUGGACUACAAUCCCCUGGCUACCAAGAUGAAACGGAGAGCCCGGUCCCACCCCUGGAUCCACCUUCCCCAGGUCCUGUGUUUAAGUUUGAAACAUACGAGGACAGCUUUUUCACCACAACCCUGUCCCAAUGGGAGGCAACCACCUCUCUUCCAUACGCGCCACCAGCCCCAGACUCCACUGAGGAUUACAAUGGCGUUUUCCCUGGUGAACCAGACUUUGAUCAGCAGGACUUUGAAAUUGAGGCCAAUGCUGAUAGCGAAGUCAAUUUAGGGGUCACCGACAGUGACUUCACCGUGACCUCACGUCCUGUGUCUCAGGAGUCACAUUUUCCACCCUCUCCUCCCCCACCUCUUUCCCAUUCACUCUCAGGAAACCAGGAGAACAUCAAACACAGCACAUCAACAACUGGAAGUGACUCCUCUCCUCCUACUUAUCUGGAAGGAGACCCUCAGUCUCCACCUGGAAGUGACUCCCCUCCUUCCACUCAUCUGGAAGGAGACCCUCAGUCUCUACCUCCGUCAAUGUUAGCAGAGACAGAGCCAGCCACAGCCCAGUUAGAGACAGACAUUUCAGCACAGUUCUCCACGACUGGGCCAACUCCAUCUAAAGGGGCCAAUGGGGGCCCUCCAGUCCCCUCCCCAUACGGGUGGUCAGAGAUUGACUACAAUGAGAUCCUCAUCCCCCCCAUGCUGAGAUCCAGGGGCUUGGACCCUCCCCUCACAUACCAGCCCCCAGUGGAUGUCACCACAACCACUCCCCAGGAUGGCACGAAACCCAUGCCCCUCACCCAGUCUGAGCCAGCCGUGCCCCCCACCCAUUCCCCUGAGCCAGCCAUGCCCCCCACCCAGUCCCCUGAGCCAGCCGUGCCCCCCACCCAGUCCCCUGAGCCAGCCGUGCCCCCCACCCAUUCCCCUGAGCCAGCUGUGCCCCCCACCCAGUCCCCUGAGCCAGCUGUGCCCCCCACCCAGUCCUCUGAGCCAGCCAUGCCCACUCUGCCAACCCAUUCUCCCACUACACUCUGGUGGACACCAGAGCCAACCCCAGUGCCAAGCCAAGCUUCAACUCCAAUCGCCACAGCUUCCUUCUGGAGAGCCGGCAACUGGAGCGCAUGUUCUACUAGCUGUGGUCUGGGGGCCAUCUGGAGGCUGGUGGUCUGCAGCACGGGACUGGAGUCUGACUGUGACCUGACCAAGAGGCCUGUGCCGGCCCGGCGCUGCUACCUCCGACCCUGCUCCUCCUGGAGGAUAGGGAACUGGACCAAGUGUUCCAAGAACUGUGGUGGUGGGGUGACCCUGCGUGAGAUCCACUGCUUUGACACCAGGGACCAGAGGCCUUUGCGGCCCUUCCACUGUCAGACCGUGUCUACCCGGCCGGUGGCCCGCAUGCCCUGCCUACCCCAGCCCUGCCUGGACUGGUACUCUUCUUCCUGGGGACAGUGCUCUGAGGUGUGUGGGGGAGGGGAGCAGCAGCGUCUGGUUACCUGUCCAGAAGAGGAUCGCUGUGAUGAGGACCAUCUGCCCAGCAACAUCCAGGCCUGUAACAGCCAACCCUGUACCCAAUGGGUCACUGGCUCCUGGGGACAGUUGGAAUCUCACUAUGACACAGACUGUCCGAAGGCUCCGAUCGCCUGCACCUUCAGCACUUUUGGAUGUGGAGAGAUGAUGCAGCGUAAUGACCUGGCGCAGCACAUGCAGGAGUUCACUCAGAUGCACAUGCGCUGCAUGGCUGAGUACCUGCACAGGCACAGCCUUACCGGGUACACCCAGCCACCUUCUUCUGAGGACCGAGGGGCUGCCGCUGCAGAGCUGGGGGCACACGCAGGAGCUAGCAGCAGUGGCGCCCCCUGCCAGUGCUGCGGGGAACUGCAGACCAUGCGGGAGACCACCCAGCAGCUGGAGGGCCGUCUAGUGCGGCAGGACCACCAGCUACGUGAGCUGAGCGUUCAGGCUGGCCUGGUGGCUGAGCUCCGUCGUAAGGUCACCUCGCUGGAGGAAAACCUAAAGGAGCUGGAGGCCAAGCAGUGCCAGGGCGUGUACGUGUGGCCCUUGGAGGGCUUCUCGGGCUACCUACGUACCCAGGCUGCCGGACAGCCCGUUGUGGUACACAGCCCGGGCUUCUACACGGGCCGGCCGGGCUACAAGCUGUGUCUGCGCCUCCACAUCCAAACGCCCUCGGCCCAGCGAUGCUCCAACUACAUCUCACUGUUUGUUCACACCAUGCAGGGGGAAUUUGAUGGGCAGCUGUCGUGGCCCUUCCAAGGCACCAUCCGUCUGGCCGUGCUGGACCAAGGGCCUGAUGGCCAGCACCAUGUGGAGGUGAUGGAGACCAAACCUGACCUGCAGGCCUUCCAGAGGCCCACCAUACAGAGGAACCCCAAGGGCUUUGGCUACGUCACCUUCCUGCACCUGAUGGAGCUGCAGCAGCGGGGGUUUGUGCACGACGACACGCUGCUGGUGCGCUGCGAGGUGACGCCGCGCUUCGACACCGCCCUGAGGCGCGAGGGGGCGGCCAUGCAGCCCAGAGGGCCCGAGGCCUCGCUGUGAGGACCCUUUUAACGUUCCAGCGACGAGGUCAAUCGCCACCAACGUUAUCAGUACAAAGUAUCAGUUUGCCAUUUUCCUGACUUCUUGUAUCGCACAGGAUCAUUGCAUUGGGUUCAGUCAUGACCAACCUCAUGGGAAAGUGUACUGCUCAGUUGUGGGUUUUAUCUCCAACUCCAAAAGGCUUUUCUUUGCUGUAGCUUUUGAGAGUGAUGGACUGGAUGUUGGUGGCGAUUAACACCAAGGUUUCCUGCAACAAGUCGAGAGCUUGGGGCUAUAUGGUUUUAUCUGCAGUUUUGUCCAAAUUUAGUUAUUGACAUUAGCCUUAUUCUGUUCAAUGUUCUCUACCUAUAUAUUACUCUAAAUACCCCAAUUCAUGUUAAGUUCAAAAGAAUACAAGAUAAAAAAUAGUUGACACCAUUCAAACCAAUGAGGGUUAAGAACUUUAAAGCCGAUUUCACAAUCAUCUAUUUUGCAGACAGAACGUUCUAGUCCCAAGCUCUGUGUUCCAUCACUUAUCCAGCAAUGUGUCGCAGGCUACUGGACUGUUCCAAAUAGAUCGGAUUACAAAAGGUCUUAUGAUGCCUACAUUAGGUUGUAAUAAACAUGACUUUGGUUUCAGUGCAUCGUUCUUUGUAACAGCUUUGUAGUGGAGACUGGAAAAGUCUUGUUAAUUAUCAUAACAUGGUAUUACAGUUUAUAUUUAUGUCAAGCUCAAAGUCAUGUUUAUGACAACUUUAUGUUGGCAUUAAAGAAGCCAAUUCAAAUAAGAUGUUACCAGAAGUGUAUUUCUGUUGGAGAUUAGAAAGGGGACAGAGAGAUGUAUGACAGAGAGAUAAUCAAUCAAAUGAAUCCCUGUAGCACUUUUUACAUAACACCGCGGCAGGACCAUCUGUAAGCAGGAGAUGACCAGAGGCAGAACUACCUAGCAACUUAUUGUACAUCCUGGAUGACGAGCGAGUCAGGAUCACUGGCAUUUCACUGGUCUUCUGGUUGGAGGAUCAUACAAGGAAGAUGGGGGCAACAUCCUAACCUGGGUCUUAAUGCACAGCUCUUCUGUCUGGGAAAAUGUGGUAUGAUGUGGCAUCCCUUAAGACCUCUUCUGGAGAAGAGAUUUCCUGAACAAUGGCUGUGAGAUUGGACAUACAAUAAGCAGUUACAUAUGAAUGAGUUGGUAUACACAGUGGUGUAAAGUACUUAUGUAAAAAUACUUAAGUACUACUUAAGGCUGUUUUUUUUUUUGGUGGGUAUCUGUACUUUACUAUUUAUAUUUUUGUCAACUUUUACUCUACUACAUUUCUAAAGAAAAGAAUGUACUUUUUACUCCAUACAUUUUCCCUGACACCCAAACCAGCUCGUUACACUUGGAAAUGCUCAGGCUGGACAGCUAUAUGGUCCAAUCAUGCACCUAUCAUUUUUUUAACCUUCAUUUUAACAGGGAAGAAAUUGAGGCCUAGGUUUCUUUUCCAGAUCUGCCCUGUAUAAUACAAUAUAAAUAAACACAUUAUACACAACAUAUUACAAUACAAAACAGUCAUGUUAAGCACUAAUAAAACAUCACAAAUCAUUCAGAAAAAGUAACAUUCCUCCACAAGUAAGUCCCCAAUCAAUACGUUAAAUUGCCUCAAACAGCACCAGAACAUCAAAAUAAAAUGUAUUUAUAUUUUUGGGGGUCAUACGGUGCAUUUAAGCUAAAACCAGAUUUACCUAGCUCGGUGGAGACCCUAGGAACGUCGAGUUAACGGGUUAGGCAACUCGGGUGUCUAUACUUCAAAAGCAAAGUUAGAUAAGACAGAAGUUUAUGAAGCAGGGCCUUGUAACCAAAAAGGGAGUAAUGUAGAGACCUGCGGGUCUUUAGCGAAGUCCAGGCAACCUUUUGAUACAGGAUGCAGUGUUGUGAUGAGUAUCAAAUCUGUCUCCUGUAACAACGAAGGGCAAUAUGGUAGAUGGAAUCCAUAGCUUUAAGAGUAGUAGCAACUGCACUUGGAUAAAUAAUCACCUUAAUCAAGAACAGAUAAAAAGGUUGACUGAAUAAUCUGCUUCCUACUGCUGAGAAAGGCACCAUGGCUUUCUGUAGAAAAAAGACCGCUUUAAGUCUUAGCUUCUUAACCAGCUCAUCUGUUUUUUUUAUACGUCAAAUCCAUAUCAAUCCAAAUGCCUUAUUUAUAUGUGGGAACACGUUCGAUUGGAGAACCAUCUAAUGAGUGAACAUGUAGUUCAUCUGAAACAUUCUGAGUUUUAAAAAAUGUAUUUAGUUUUGUCCAUAUUAAGCACACGUUUUAAAUCAGCAAGGGAUUCCUACAUAGCUCUAAAAUCUGACUAGUUUUGACACAGCCAGAUCAAUGGGGGCGGCAGGUAGCCUAGUGGUUAGAGAGGCAGGUAGCCUGGUGGUUAGAUUGUUGGGCAAGUAACUGAAAGGUUUCUAGAUCGAAUGCCUGAGCUGACAAGGUAAAAAUCUGUUGUUCUGCCCUCGAACAAGGCAGUUAACCCACUGUUCCCCGGUAGGCCGUCAUUGUAAAUAAGAAUUUGUUCUUAACUGACUUGCCUAGUUAAAUCAAAUAAAAUAGUCGGGGCAAUAGUGUACAAAAUAGUAUCAUCCACAUUUAAAUGAAGUUAACAGAUUGACCAAUGGUGUUAAUAUAAAGAGUGAAUAGAAAUGGUCCCAAAAUCGGGAUUUGACCGUUUUUCUGAAUUUACCCGGGUUCCCAUUACAAUCUGAAAGAGCAGAUACAUAAUCCGAUUUAGCCUUGCUGAUUUGUCUUGCACAAGGAUUCCUCAGUUACUUAAAGCUUGCCAGUCUGGGCCUAAGCCUGGGUUCCUGGCCUUGACCCAAGCAUCACCUCUUUUAUAAAUGACUUCUGAUCCUUCUGGAGUGUACCAGGCAUUCCAUCUACUUUUAACCCUUCAUUUUUUUGAAGGGAGCAUGAUUAUCCACAAUAGUAUUGAAGACAUCUGCAAAAAGGCUGAAAGCUAAAUCAUGUUGAUGGAUAGCUGAAAUACAAUCAAGGUCACUAAAAUAAAGAUGAAAAGCCUGUUCACUUAA
Molecule: messenger RNA, 9839 nt
Organism: Salvelinus namaycush (lake trout)
Lineage: Eukaryota; Metazoa; Chordata; Actinopteri; Salmoniformes; Salmonidae
Product: A disintegrin and metalloproteinase with thrombospondin motifs 7
Exons: 25
Coding region: 281-6799 (2172 amino acids)
Biological process (GO): proteolysis; protein ubiquitination; extracellular matrix organization
Cellular component (GO): extracellular matrix
Molecular function (GO): tumor necrosis factor receptor binding; zinc ion binding; metalloendopeptidase activity
Source: RefSeq, a predicted model, not a curated record